AUGAAUGAGACGGAUGAUGAUUCGUUUGACACCGUCUUAGGAUUGCAAGAGGGGGAAAACGACAGGCUAGUGCAUGGAACCAAGAAAACGGUUUCAACCUUAAAGAUAUCAGCCGUGGCCACACAUUACAAGACGGUUAAGCAACAUGUGUGUGACUUGAUGAAGUCACGCGAGAGAUGCCGCAUGGAAAUGAAGAAAUCCGUUUACUACUGUGACUAUCUUUGUGUGCAACAACCUGCCAUUGAUGGCAAGUUUGCGGCAUUUAUGGACGAAGAUUUGAAGAGUGACUCUACGGUUGACUUUACUGGGAGUGCUGAUUCGGCUGGUAGCAAAGCGGGAAAACUUGCUGUAUCCGCCGUCGUGGAAUCCCUUGCCACCGCAACCACCGAUUUGAAGGAAGCAAUGAGCCAAAGAAACAACGCGACGGAGGAAGUCUCUCAAACGAAGAGCUGGAAUGACUAUUUCGAUGUUGGCGAUCGCGCACUUGAAGAUCGUGCCGGCCAAGUCAGUUAUUGA
Messenger RNA from Seminavis robusta, 516 nucleotides. Lineage: Eukaryota; Bacillariophyta; Bacillariophyceae; Naviculales; Naviculaceae. The record is from the annotation of a GenBank genome assembly.